AUGACAAAUUUAACAGAAUCAGAAUUUACAAUUGUUCUUACGGGAUUUGGUCCAUUUGGAUUCUUUGACAAUAAUCCCAGUGAAAAAGUGGUACAACGAAUUGCCAACGAAGGUAUCGAUGAUAUUCAACCAAAUGCUAGGAUUAUUGUAAAAGUGAUGCCAGUAGCAUAUGAUGAUGUGCAGUGUAUAGUGUCUGAGCUCUGGAAGGAAUAUCAUCCUGAUCUUGUUGUACAUUUGGGCGUUCAUUCCACUAGUCGUGCCGUUAGGAUAGAAACAAGAAGCUGUGGAAUUGGCUAUGAUCAAGGCGACAUUAAAUCAAGAAUACCCGAAGACUAUAGAUGUCCACUGGCUAUUUGUUCUUCUAAUGAAGAGGAAAACAUCAUAUACACUGGAUUAAAUUGCACGAAACUUGUAGAAGCAAUGAGGAUGGAAUUUGCCAAAGAAAAUAUACAGUUUGAGUUGUCUGAUGAUCCGGGAAGGUAUCUAUGUGCGUAUUCCUACUAUAUCUCACUUCGACAUGACAAGAACUGUUCACUGUUUAUACACAUUCCAUCUUUCAAUAAGAGCUGUACUCUGGAACUUCUUACAAAAAUUGUCAAACAAAUCAUCCGAUUAUCAGUAUUGCAAAUUCUGAAAGCACGCAAGAAAAAACCCGAAAGCCUUUGUAAGAGCAUGCAGAAAUAG
Molecule: messenger RNA, 684 nt
Organism: Brugia pahangi
Lineage: Eukaryota; Metazoa; Nematoda; Chromadorea; Rhabditida; Onchocercidae
Source: the annotation of a GenBank genome assembly